CGCUGGAGCAGAAGGAAGCUAACUGCCAGCAAGAAAAGCAGCAAGCCUUGGAGAUCGUCGAGAAGGAAGAGCAGAAGUCCCUGGAGAAAGUGCAGGCCAAGGCCUUUGCAGCGAUCAAGGCCCAAAUGACGACAGAGCCCCGAGUGGAGAACGUGGUGACGGCACCGCUGACCAGUUCGGUGACCAUGCCCGGGCCUGCCCUCAAAUCAAGAGGCACCACCGGCUCCGGACCUUCUGAGGUGGAGAAGCCCGGCCUCCUGCCCCCGCGCCCUGAGACAUCUGGCGCUGCAAAUGAUGGGGCGGGCGAUCGGCCCGUCAAUGAGGCCCGCAAGCGCCAGCACCUGGACACUCAGCGGCUCUGCUUGGAUGCUGGAGUGCAGUUCGUGCCGCUUGUGGCUGAAGCUUGUGGACCUGCCGCAACGCGGGUCUGGUCGAUGCUCGGGGCUGCUGUGGGCUCGCUGUCCGGUGACCCGGGCAGUGUUGGGACUGAGUGCUUGCAGCAGAGCCUUUCCGUUUGCCAGCAGCGCGAGAACGCCCGGGCGCUCCUGCGCCGUCAGCCUGCUGAGGAG
This is a messenger RNA of Symbiodinium pilosum, 569 nucleotides long. The record is from the annotation of a GenBank genome assembly. Lineage: Eukaryota; Dinophyceae; Suessiales; Symbiodiniaceae.